Molecule: messenger RNA, 1326 nt
Organism: Chaetomium globosum CBS 148.51
Lineage: Eukaryota; Fungi; Ascomycota; Sordariomycetes; Sordariales; Chaetomiaceae
Exons: 5
Coding region: 1-1326 (441 amino acids)
Source: RefSeq, a predicted model, not a curated record
AUGGGCGGCGGCGGCAAGGUUCCACCUGACCGGUUCCCUCUUCUUAGCUACCCCAAGCACAUCUGGUCGCCGGCCGGUGGCUGGUACGCCCAGCCGGCCAACUGGAAGGCCAACACAGCUGUGUUUGGCGUCGUCAUCUUCGGCAUCACGGCGCUUGUGUGGAAGUUGAGCGCCGACAGGGAAUACCGCCAUAAGAUGCCCGAGCCUGAUCGCUUCUACCCCAGCAGAAAUUUUGUUGUGCACAAUUCACAGCCGCCUGUCUCGUCUGCGCUCUCCCCCCCGCUUGAUCAGUUACGCGAGACGAUGGAAUCCAGUUUCCAAAACGCUUUCAAGUCCCAGCGGGGAAUUAGGCAUUUGUUAAUCACUAAACACAUGGCUGCCCCAUGUGACGGGCGACGACGUUUGACCCUUGACCCCAUUGAUGAAUUCAUGCUCAUAUCGAGUAUGGGGCACCCCGGCCUUGUCCCUGUUGAUCCUAUAUCAGAUACGAAUUCCGACCACUCCGGCUCCGACCCCGGCCCUGCCGAGUUGGAGUUAAGCCGUCUACUCUCCUUCCAUCACGAGACCCCUGUCGACGCCGAAGCACAAGGCGACGAGCCUUUUACCAAGAUCGGCGCAGGUGCCUGUGGCGCCGUCUUUGCCCGGCCGGGAAAGCCCUACGCGAUCAAGCUGUCCAAGAUCAAGAACCACCAGGUGCUGUGGAAUGACUACCUCAGUCAUACCAAGAUCGCCCAGUGCUUCCGCCGUUGGGCGUAUGACGAGGUCAGCGUCCCAGCCUGCCACUACUUCGCGCCCCCCAGUGAGUCGCAGUUCUUCGCCCAACACGUUGGUCUUGCCGAAGCAGCUCAGUGGGUAUGCAAUUUGCCCACGAGCGCACUGGUUACGGAGCGCAUCUUACCACUCCCGGAGCGUGUCCGGACUCUACUGAUUGACAAAUACUGCCCGCCGCACAUCAGGGGGGUGGCCAAAACCGAUGCCGCCAAUCGGGACUGCCUGGUGAGGGUCUAUCUUGGGUCGACCAAGGGCAAGAAACACCGGAAAUUCUUCUCGCUGAGGGACUUCAAGAUGCACCUCAACUACAUGGUGGAACUCCAGCUUGACAUCAGGGGUCUGGCUCGCAAGAUAGGCAUAGCCCUAGCCUUCAUCCACUGGGGCGCUGAAACGGACGGCCGGGGUGUGGAGUUUGUUCUGGGCGGCUCAUUCAAGACAGCCUCUCGCGGGCUUGACGCCAGCAAACUCGAGUAUGAUCUUCCCCGCCACCGUGCUCGGUGUUGUCUCCCCUUCCCCGACGGUUCUGGAAGCCCGUGCUCAGAGCAAACAAACUAA